UCUGACUGCGGCGUCGGCUUACCCGCCGGUGGAAGCUUGAUGUGGAGUUUGUUGGGGGAUUCCGGCGAUGUGUGGACCAAGCUCUGCGCGCUUAUUUGAAUUCGUCUUUGGUUUUGAGAUUUUCUGGUGUGGAAUCUUUAGAGAUGUUUGAUUGGAACGACCAGGAGCUUGCAAAUAUAAUAUGGGGCGAGGCAUGCGAGAGUGAUGACCAUAUUGUGCCUUAUCCUGAGGCAACUGAUGAAUACCUAGACAAAAAGGUAAAUAACCAAGAAUCUGAUACCAUCAAGUCUACUGAGCAUAAGGCGCUUGGGUCCAAAGUUGAUUUGCAUGGGACAGAGCUGGAAACCAGUUCCAACUUCAAGACCAGUGAAGGAAUUUCUACUUCUGGAUUUGGAACAGACUCAUGGCCUGACUUAUCCUUAUCUAGUUUGGAUAAAAGUGAACAACAUUGCAUGGCCGAGGCAAAUCAACUUGACAAAGGUGCUGAACUUUUUCAAAAUACCGAUGAAGCUAAAGAACAAUUUGUUGAUUAUGGGUGGGCUAAUAUAGGAAGCUUCGAUGAUCUUGAUCAAAUUUUCAGCAAUGAUGGAUUCAGCCAGGGAAGUCUUGGUAAUGUGGAUGAGCUUUGGUCAUCCAGGGAUGCAACUAAUAGUCCAAUCAAAGCAUUUCCUGUGACUUCAGACUCCCCAAGUUCUGGGUCAGGAGCAUUAAGGAAUGUGUCAGAGCGUUCAGAAAUUAAAAUAGAAUAUGUGCAGCAAGAGGAACAGGCAGUUUCCACUGGCUAUGGGAAGACAGUUUAUCCUGCAGAUGGUCUGCGGAAUACGCCUGUAACUCUUGAUCAUGUAGGAUAUGCUGUGGGAAAAAGUAAGCCCACAGAAAAGGACCUGACAGGGUCUGACAACAGCACUGUAACAAAUUUUUACCAAGCUGCUGUAAAUUCUUCUUCCUCAACUGAAAUUCCUGACAAGGUAUCCAGGCAGAAGAAGUUUUUGAGGUCUCGUAAAAAGCUGGAGGACAAAAAUGAGGGGAAUUCAUUGCAAGAUCUUUAUAGUAGUAAUUGGUCUUCAACAAGAAACCCUUCCGGACAUUAUGAUAACCAGUUGCCAAGCCUUAUGGUUCAAUCAUCUCCCACAUCAAUUCUUGGUCACAAGAGACAACUUCAAGGAUCUGAGUCUUUUCCAUACCAGCCUGUGUCAAAUCAAUAUGUGUCUCCGACUAUGUAUGGGACUGUCACUAAUGCACGCCAGGCUAUGCCAGUGCUUUCUCACAUUCAUCCUGGGCAGAUUAAGCAUCAAAUUUUUCUUUCUGGUUCUGACGUUUCUCCAAGUAGUGCUAUAACCACGUCAGCAGAUACUUGUGCCACACUUCCGACCAUGACUGCUCAGGAAAAAAUCGAAAAGUUAAGAAGGCGGCAGCAAAUGCAGGCAUUGCUUGCUAUUAAGCAACAACAGCAACAAUUUAACCAUCAAGUCCCAUGCACCAAUCAGACUGCCACACAAAUUUGUCCCCAAGAAAAUCAAAUUCAGCACUCUGAUAGAGCUGAUCUGGAAGUUGAAGAUUUAAGCACUCUUCCUUCUGUGGACCCAAAUUCACCCAUAGAACAAGAUGAUUCAUAUACAGUUUCUGCAGCCGUUGAAUACUCAGCAGAGGACACAAUACUCAACCGGCUUCAAGAUAUUAUAGCAAAGUUGGACAUCAACACAAGACUUUGUAUACGGGAUAGCUUGUUGCGGUUAGCUCAAAGUGCAGUGCAAAGGCAUCAUACAAGUGAUACUAUCAGUUCCAACAGUAAAAACAAGGAGGAGCCUGAAACAGUUGCAAAGGAGAAAAUCAGUGGUUGUAACAGGUACACUAGCAUGCCAGAUGUAGAGACUGAGACUAAUCCUAUAGAUCGAAUUGUGGCUCAUUUGCUCUUUCAUCGGCCUUUGGAUCUAUCAGGAAAACAUUCUGGUGCACCAGAAUCACCUGCGUCUAGCAAGAUGCCAUGUGAGCGUAAAACAGCAGGCUUAGUGAGUUUGUCAAACAGAGUAUUGCCCGACAGUGUGAAGAACAAAACCUACUCUCAUCAAGAAUCUGGAAACCAUUGCCCAGAUCCUGAUCCCCGGUCUGCGGAUCAGAAAUUUCCUUGCAUGAACAAGUCAGAAAACCUAUCGAACACUGGGCCAGCCGAUGGUGGAGGUGACACUAUGGAGGUCGAAGCCUCUAAUUGAAAAUGAUUAUGCAUGGCAGAAUUCUACAAGGCCAACUAUGAUCUUCAGUUUAGAGUGGUCAUGGAGCUCAAACAACAGAUUACUGAGGAGGAGUAUCCUAUACAAUAAAGCUGCACUGAAAAUCAAUUGGAUACUUUCCAUGUUUAAAAAGUAUGUUCAGUUUCAAUAUGGUUAGUUAUCUAUGGCAGAUUGAUAUUGGUCUGUAUCCUUAAUGAUAUUGAAGCCAAUACCAGCUAUGUGUAAGACUCGAGUGUAGUAGCAUCAUGACAUGUCUAGCUAGUAUGGGCGGAUUGGUGCUUGCCAAAUCUGCUGUUUUGCUAGUGUUUGUAUAGUCACAAGUUCUACUUGUUGCAAGGGAUAACCGGCAAUGAUUUUAGAUGCAUGUAGAAACUUGCGUACUUGUAAGCAACUGUACUGGUUUCUUUCUUUAAGAGCUGUUACGUACCAUUUAUUGCACCA
Messenger RNA from Argentina anserina (silverweed cinquefoil), 2669 nucleotides. RefSeq names its product protein LNK2. Lineage: Eukaryota; Viridiplantae; Streptophyta; Magnoliopsida; Rosales; Rosaceae. The record is from RefSeq and is a predicted model, not a curated record. The coding region runs from base 144 to 2210 and encodes 688 amino acids. Gene Ontology annotation, biological process: circadian rhythm; regulation of DNA-templated transcription. The transcript has 9 exons.